AUGAACAUCAGUGAAAUCGGUGUAACUCUGUCGCAAGUGAUCGAUAGAGAUGCGUUUUACUCCGAGUUCCAAACGGUGGUGAAUAGGAUUUUUGCCCAGUAUUUGGUGAAAUUCUUCUGCACCUGCAUCGUACUCAGCGUUAAAGGUGACUCGGCCAUCGCAUCCGAAAGCUUUCCUCAUCCGUUUAUAGCGAUCGAUUUCGAAGAUGCGAAUAUCGUCGAAUCGGAUGUACUGUUGCGUGCGAUUGAUAAUGGAUGCCAGGCGUUCGUUGUGGCACAAUCGGUGGCCGUUCAGUUUUUGGACCAGUUUCACCCGGUACACGAUCGUGCCGUAACACGGUUCCCCGAGAAGCGACUGAUCAUCAUUGGGGAUGUGAUGAACGUAGAUGGCGUUGAAAUGAUGCGAAAUGGGAUUCUAAACCAUAGCGCCAUCGGUGAUGUGAUAGACCUGCUGCUUGUACAGUCCCGUGUCGACCUUAGGCGUGUGGACCUGCUGACUGGUCAGUUUGAAUUGCAACCGACCGAUAGCGAUGGCUGGAUCGUGCUGGACAGUUUCAGUCUAGUUGCGGAGGCCGAAGCUGCGACGACACGUGCCGGUUGGAAUUUGUUCCCGAACAAGCGGACCGACCUUCGCGGGCGCUUUCUCCGGCUGGCCAUAUUCAACUACGAACCGUACACCAUCUGGAAGGAGGCGGACGGGCCGGAAGAGGCCAACGCGUACUAUGAGCAUCGCCGAUCGCUCAGCAUCGACGGUACCGAGGCGCAGCUUUUCAUCGAGUUUUGUGCGAAAUUGAACUGCAGCCUGGAGAUCUCGUUGGACGAGGAGGGUGAGUGGGGCCAGAUAUUUGACAACCGCACCGGUGACGGCAUCAUCGGUGCGCUGGUCGAGCGGAGGGCGGACGUUGGCGUGGGGGCCCUCUACUCGUGGUACCACGAGUUCCGGUUCCUGUCCCUCUCGAAGCCCAUCUCGAGGACCGGUGUCACCUGCAUCGCACCGAAACCGUUGCCGCUGUCCUCUUGGAUGACACCCAUUUUGCCGUUCACGCUGGUACUGUGGUUGGCCGUGCUGGGGAGCUUCCUGGUGGCGAUCGUGUUCGAUGUUCUGUUCAGCUUCGUGACGCACAAGUUCACCCCCAGUGAGUCCGGCCGUGUCGACAUUUGCGAGUCCGUAAUGGCCGUCAUGUCCAUCUUCAUUCUGCAAGCCGUACUGUUGCGCUUCAACAAGAACCCGUUCGUGUCGCAGAUGAUCCUGAUCGGUUCGUUCCUGCUCGUCGGUCUGAUGGUUGGCAACGCGUACAGUGGCGGACUGUCCAGCGUGAUGACGGUCCCGCGAUACGAGAAGUCGAUCGAUACGGUCCAGGAGCUGGCGGAUCGUAACCUUCGCUGGGGUUCAACGCAUGACGCUUGGAUAUUUUCGAUUCAACUUGCCACUCAGCCGACGAUUGUGAAGCUACUGAACAACUUCUUUACCGCGCCGAAGGAAGUGUUGCACCGGAACGCGAUUGAGCGCAACAUGGCGUACAGUAUCGAGCGGCUGCCCUACGGUCACUACGCCAUCGGCGAGUACAUUACGGAGCGGGUGUCGCCCGACUUCGAAAUAAUGCUCGAAGACAUCUACUGGGAGAACUGUGUCGCAAUGGCGACCAAAACCUGGCCCCUCAUGAACGAGCUGGACGAGCUGACGCUGGUCAUCUUCCAGAGUGGCAUGCAGCGGUUCUGGGAGAAUAAGGUGGUGUCGAAGUUCGCCGAUAACAAGGUCCAGCACGCCAUCUCGACGUCGCGCCAUUUCGACAAUCCGGGCCCGAUUGCGUUGCAACCGUCGCACCUGCUCGGCGCGUUCCUGCUGCUCGCCUUCGGUCUCGGCCUCGGGCUGGUUGGCUUUGCGUGCGAGCUCCUGUGGCACAGAUUCUCCUACCGGCCGAGGGAGACCCGAGCACGGGAGCUGGCCCCCUAG
Anopheles coustani is the source of this 1953-nucleotide messenger RNA. RefSeq lists its product as uncharacterized. The transcript is spliced from 6 exons. The record is from RefSeq and is a predicted model, not a curated record. Gene Ontology annotation, molecular function: ligand-gated monoatomic ion channel activity. Gene Ontology annotation, cellular component: membrane. Lineage: Eukaryota; Metazoa; Arthropoda; Insecta; Diptera; Culicidae. The coding region runs from base 1 to 1953 and encodes 650 amino acids.